UAUUUUUAUUCUUUUUUCGCUCUUCCACCCAUCAACAACAUUUUUAAAAUCAAAACCAUCAUCAGUGCCAGUCUGCACCUUUUCUUUUUUUUUCUCCUCAAAACAUUUUUAUAUAUUUAUUCACAUAUUGGUGUGCCAUUACUUUCAUCUUCCUUCUCCCCCCUUCUAAUUUUUCUUCUUUUUUUUCACACUUUGUAUGCACAGGGAAGGCAUUUCUCUCUCUUCUCUUUUGUAUUUAAAAAUGAUCAGCUUUCCCGCACAACAACCAACACAAAAAAAUUUUUUUUCGGCGGGAAAUUUCUUUUUUGUAAAAAUAUAAUGACAACAACAAAAAUUAAAGUUUGGCUGCCAUUGAGAGUUGAAUUUUCAUUUUUUCUUUUAUUUAUGUCCCAUUAUUUUGAAAAUAUUUUUAUUGAGGGCCAGCUAUAAGAGAAAACUCUCAGAAAAUUUUUUGGUGUAGUGGGAUAAUCGUUGAUUUUUUGGGGGCAUGUCUAUGGUUCCCCUUUUAGGAAAAAAUUAUUUUUUAAAAUGUUUCUUUAAAAAAAUCCUGAGAAAAUUCAUCCUAUUGAAAAAUUUUUCGUUUUGGUGUAGUGGGAUAAUUUUUGAUUUUGUAGAGACAGUGACCAUGGUUCGAAUCCUUUUGAGGUGA
Messenger RNA from Meloidogyne enterolobii, 649 nucleotides. The record is from the annotation of a GenBank genome assembly. NCBI's taxonomy places the organism in Eukaryota, Metazoa, Nematoda, Chromadorea, Rhabditida, Meloidogynidae.